Notechis scutatus (mainland tiger snake) is the source of this 1970-nucleotide messenger RNA. The record is from RefSeq and is a predicted model, not a curated record. NCBI's taxonomy places the organism in Eukaryota, Metazoa, Chordata, Lepidosauria, Squamata, Elapidae.
AUGGCGAAGGGCGACACCUCCCUCACCGAUGCACUCACAGACAUAGCCAUGGCUGAAGUGGCCAAGAAAUCAGCGGCUCGGAUGCGGCAAUCGAGCAUCACACCACGAGCAGCAACAGGCGAGACGACACCGAACCCCGAAAAGCGACCCGAGGGCGACCACCGGGACGCAACCACGCACCACGGCGACAUCGACUCCUUCUCGGGAACUGAGGACGAGGAGGAGGAAAUCCACCGCCUGCAAGCAUGCGAGAAACGGGGGCACAUCGCCAAAGUGUGCCGAAAUAAAAAACACUACAGCCCGCGGCAACGAGAAGGCAGCCCUCGCCGGCAAGAGAACACCCCCACCAGUUACCGAGACCGCCAGAUGGAGAGCCACUGGAGCCAAGAGGGUUGGAACAGGAUUCUCUCUUUUGUAACAAUAAAACAUCAAAAAAGAGAUAUCUCCAGCCAAUCCUCCCUCUUAUAUUUCUUCUACAUUUUGGGGAUCCUUUGUUUGUUCAUAAUUUUUUGUCUACCUGAGAAGACCACUUAUCCAUCCAUCACAUCCAUCAAAUCCACAUUCAAUUCUUCCUUGACAAAACAACUUGUAUCCCAGCGCAUUGCCCCUAAUUCUAGCUUGUCCUCUGAGGCUACUGAGGCUGGAAUAUGGACUGUGAACUCUAUUGGGCGUUUUGGAAACCAGAUGGGACAAUAUGCCACCCUUUAUGCCUUAGCCAAGCUCAAUAGAUAUCAAGCCUACAUCCAUCCAGAAAUGCAUUCAGCUCUAUCACCAAUCUUCAAGAUCACUUUGCCUGUGCUCUCUGCUAAGGUGUUUAGCAUGAUCCAGUGGAAGAGAGUUUAUUUGCAUGAUUGGAUGUCAGAGGACUAUCGUCACAUCCAGGGGAAAUAUGUCCAAUUGAUGGGCUACCCUUGUUCUUACACCUUUUAUCACCACAUCCGCCAGGAAAUACUAAAGGAGUUCACUUUCCAUGACCACAUCAAGGAAGAGGCCAAUCACUACCUGCAAAUCUUGCGGGGGAAACGCCAGAAUGUGACAUACGUUGGAGUGCAUGUCCGGAGAGGGGAUUAUGUGAGGGUAAUGCCCAAAACCUGGAAAGGUGUGGUGGCUGACAAAGGUUACUUGGAGAAAGCCAUGGACUACUUCAGAAAUAAAUACCUCAAUCCCAUCUUUGUGGUCACCAGCAAUGGGAUGGAGUGGUGCAAGAAGAACAUGGAUGCCUCCAGGGGGGACGUUUACUUUGCUGGGGAUGAGAAGGAAGGCUCUCCAGGAAGGGAUUUCGCUCUCCUUGCUCAUUGCAACCACACAAUCAUGACCAUUGGGACUUUUGGUAUCUGGGCUGCUUACCUAGCAGGUGGGAAGGUUGUUUAUUUAGCCAAUUAUACCCUCCCAGACUCUCCAUUUCUCAAGGUCUUCAAGCCCUCCGCAGCCUUCUUACCUGAGUGGAUUGCAAUCCCAGCUGAUCUUUCCCCGUUGAUGCCCAAAUCAUCUGUACAAUCCUAAAACCCAUAAGUAUCUGUCCGCCCAUAAGGUCGGGUAGACCGGGCAUGCGCCAGAUCCUUUCCUGGCAUAUCGCCACUUCAAGGUAUCUAGGAAGCUGCUUUUCCAUGGUGGCUCCUACCUUAUAGCUUUUUGAGGGGUAUUGUUGUGAGCCACCCAGAGUUGUUCUGUGAGAUACCAAGGCAUACAAAUUGAUCAGAUAAUUAAACUGGAGAAACUGGAUUGAACUCAUGUUUAAUGAGAUACUACUAAAAAGAUGUACAGGUAGCCCUCAGAUUAUGACCAGACACUUAGCAACCAGUUGAAGUGAAGACAGAUCUCUCCAGGGCUAUUUACAACUCAGUUACAAAGUUAUGACGGGUGCCACACACCCCUUCUCCGUUCCCACAAUCAUGUGAACCGCAUGUCAGGGGCACAGCAACCAUUCUGCAUUUAAAGCGGUUUGCAGCAUCCCUUGAUCACAUGACUAU